CUCUGGUGUGCAGACACUUAGGCCCCCACCUUGCUUCGUUAUGCAGUGGGGGGAUGCCUCGCUGGACGGUGCACUUGGAGGGGGGUCCCCGGCGGGUGAAUCAUGCUGCUGUAGCAGUGGGACAUCGAGUCUUCUCCUUUGGUGGUUAUUGCUCUGAAGAGGACUACGAGACUUUGAGGCAGAUUGAUGUUCACGUCUUCAAUACCGUGUCCCUACGCUGGAGAAAACUUCCUCCUGUCAUUGACGGCCAAUCUAGGGUUCCCUACAUGAGGUAUGGCCACACUGCCGUGCUCAUCGAGGACGUCAUCUACAUCUGGGGUGGGCGCAACGACACAGAGGGGGCUUGUAAUGUCCUCUACAUCUUCCAUACAGGCACCGAGCAGUGGGCAACACCACGCGUGACCGGACAGAUUCCGGGAGCUCGGGAUGGGCACUCGGCCUGUGUUCUGGAGAGGACGAUGUACAUCUUUGGAGGAUAUGAACAGCUG
Messenger RNA from Nanorana parkeri, 488 nucleotides. RefSeq names its product kelch domain-containing protein 3-like. The transcript is spliced from 3 exons. Lineage: Eukaryota; Metazoa; Chordata; Amphibia; Anura; Dicroglossidae. The record is from RefSeq and is a predicted model, not a curated record. Gene Ontology annotation, cellular component: cytoplasm. Gene Ontology annotation, molecular function: chromatin binding; protein binding. The annotation marks the transcript as partial.